This is a messenger RNA of Annulohypoxylon truncatum, 1855 nucleotides long. RefSeq names its product phosphoglycerate mutase-like protein. NCBI's taxonomy places the organism in Eukaryota, Fungi, Ascomycota, Sordariomycetes, Xylariales, Hypoxylaceae. The record is from RefSeq and is a predicted model, not a curated record. Bases 354 to 1421 code for a protein of 355 amino acids. The transcript is spliced from 4 exons.
UAGCUUUUCUUUGGAGUCAUCACGUGAUGUGCUAUGACCUCCCUAGUAAUUAGGUAGGUAUGUAGCUAUGCCCGAAAGAGAACUUGCCUCGGCCUCCUCCACAUCCUCCACAUUCGCAGCUUACAUAACUAGUAAUGUUCCUAAUCAUGAAGCAACCUAUUGACAAUUCCAUAUUCAACCAUCUGGCCUAAACAUUCAUCUUAUAGUCACAAGUUUCUUGAACCAAGUCCUCUAAUUAUCACCUAACUGUGAAACCAUCCACCUGAUCCUUCACAAUAUCGAAGUCGCGAACUUCACGUUUGAUUUCGGACUCAACCAAUUGGAGGAAGAGUUUUGACAUUAAGAAGAUAUCAAUGUCUUUGGAGGUCAUUUAUGUAACUCGGCACGGAUUCCGUUCUCAAUGGAGUGUUGACCCGUCCACCGGCAACUAUUCGUCCUUCAUUCGUUCUCCCACGGGGCUACCUACGGAUCCUGCUCUCACAUCUCACGGUGUGGACCAAGCAAAUCAAUUAGCCGCACAUCUACUCGAAGUCAACCCGCCGAUAGAGCAGGUCUAUUCUAGUCCUUAUUAUCGAUGCCUGCAGACUAUCCAGCCAUUCGCACGCAAGCUGAAGCUUCUCCAGACCCAAUCGUUUGGUAAUGUCUCGGGAGAUAUUCCCAGGAUUCGCGUAGAUCUCGGACUUAGUGAAUGGUAUGGCUUAGCGCACUUUGAUCAUCCUUCGUCCGCACCCCUGAAUGAGUUGCAAAGUUUAUUUCCUGAGCUUGAUCCAAGCUACGUCUCUAGCCCGGCCCCUUCACGCCGCGGGGAAUCUCUCCCGCAGCUACACGAUCGGGUUGCGAAGGUGAUCGAAUUUAUCAUCAGGCGUAGUGACCAAGAGGGCCACAAAGCUGUGAUAUUGUGUACUCAUGCAGCGGUCGUCAUCGCUCUCGGGCGAGUGCUCACUGGACAGAUGGGAGAAGAUUUUGGUGCAUUUACUUGUGGACUAAGCAAAUUUAAACGACGUGGUUUUAAAUCUGGUCAAGCGUCUCCAAAUUCUGAGAGUGAGACGAGAAUUAAAGCCACAGUCCCGACGGCGCGGGAGGAACGGCAAAUCGGAGUGGAAGUAGGAUCUAGAAAAGCCCAGUCAGAGACAAAUCCUGCAAGCAACGUCGAUCCCUAUCCACACGACUCGUCACAAUCUAAUCAAGAAUCUCUGGGAAGAGACGGGGCCGGACUUUACGGAGGCUGGACCUGCGAGCUGGAUUCUGACUGCAGUUUUCUUCGCGGUGGCGAGGAGAGGGGAUGGAAAUUCUCUGGCGACGAAUCAUUUAUCGAAACAGAUGACAAUGGCCUAUGGUUGCCGACGCCUUCUGGCUCUGAUACGGCCGUUGACAGCCACGACAGCCACAUUGACCCAGUAGUCCGGGCUCCAAAGCUCUAGUCUUAAGGCUACCUCAAACAAGUCGCUGGCUUGGAUAGGAAAGCCCGCAAUUUGCGCACGGAUUGAAGGGUUUGGCCAACCAUUGUCUAGACUACCAAUGUCUUAAUCGGAUGUAAAGUCUGCGACACCUUCCUACUUUUCCACAUCAUCGGCGACCUGCUCGACAAUACUUUAAUGCAAAGAGUAAAUCUCCUGUUACGAGAACUCUCCAGCCGUUUUUGUCAUACUAAAACUUCAUCCAACGGCUUCUCUGCGUUUCAGUGUAACCGUAGCACGAUAACGGCUGUCAUUGUCACAGUAAUGUCGGCGUUCUGAGACCGGUGUCAUCACUUCGUGAAAUAGAUGGCUUAUCACCUGACAUGUUUCAACCCAAGGAGCCUCAAAGACUAUUGAAACAUCCUCUAGUAUAUCAGAGUGCCGGGAGCCGGAUAUAA